AUGUGGGACAGGAAACAGACUCAAAUUGAGCUCGGCACAACUCGGCAGCCCAAGGAGGGGGAGGUUCCUGGCGUGGAUUAUAAUUUCGUGACCGUUGAGCGUUUUAUAGAACUGGAGAAGAGUGGAGCCUUACUAGAGAGUGGAACCUAUGAAGAUAACUAUUACGGCACACCCAAGCCCCCCGCGGAGCCCACUCCCCUGCUGCUGAAUGUGACAGACCAGCUGUUGCCGGGUGCCAGACCCAGUGCCGAGGGGAAGCGGAAGAGGAACAAGUCCGUGAGCAACAUGGAGAAGGCCGGCAUCGAGCCUCCGGAGGAGGAGGAGGAGGAGAGGCCCGUCGUCAACGGCAACGGCGUCGCCAUAACCCCAGAAUCGAGCGAGCAGGAGGACAAAAGCACCGACGUGUCGGGGGAAAUGGCCCCCCAGCCCUGCCCGGGCGAGGCAUCCACCUUCACCCCCACAGAGGCUCCCAGAGAGGAGGGGGAACCCCCCGCAUCGCCCCCAAAACCCGAGGACAACGAUGACCUGGGACCCCUGCCAGACAACUGGGAGAUGGCCUACACUGAGAAGGGAGAGGUCUACUUCAUAGAUCAUAACACUAAGACGACGUCGUGGUUGGAUCCUCGGCUGGCGAAGAAGGCAAAACCGCCGGAAGAGUGUAAAGAGGAUGAGCUUCCGUACGGCUGGGAAAAAAUUGAUGACCCAGUUUAUGGCAGUUACUAUGUGGACCACAUAAACAGAAGGACGCAGUUUGAGAACCCCGUCCUGGAGGCCAGGAGGCGUCUGCAGCAGCAGCAGCAAAUGCAGAGCCAGGGGCUGUCCCUCUCGUCCAUCUACAGAGUUGAGGAGGGCCCCUCCUCAGCGACCUUACCUAGACCCAAACUGGCUCGCUUGGGCCCCGCCCCCGAGCGUUCCCGCAGUCUCACCGACCUAUCAGAGUUUCCCGAGGAGAAGGCAGGAGUGUUCGGCCUGCAUGAGAAGCCUCUGUUCACGCGGGACGCGACGCAGCUGAAGGGGAACUUCCUGUCCACCACGCUGCAGAAGAGCACCAUGGGAUUUGGGUUCACCAUCAUCGGCGGCGACGAGCCCGACGAGUUCCUGCAGGUGAAGAGCGUCAUACCGGAGGGCCCGGCCGCACAGGACGGGAAGAUGGACACAGGUGAUGUCAUCGUGUACAUUAAUGACGUCUGUGUUCUGGGGACCACGCACGCAGACGUGGUGAAGCUGUUCCAGUCGGUGCCGAUUGGUCAGAGUGUGACCCUGGUGCUGUGCCGGGGUUACCCCCUGCCCUAUGACCCCGAGGACCCUGGCAGCGGGGUGCCCCCGCCGAUGGGCUUGGGGGAGCGCCCCCUGAUGGUCAACGGGCGCAGCAACUACGACACCUACAUGGACUACGUUUCCCGGACCGCGCGGUUCGUUCAGGACCACGGGGACCAGCUCUCGGCCCCUCCCCUUUCCCACCCCGGCGACACCCACCUUGACGGCUCCCUGCCGGGCCCCGCCCCCCACGAGGACAGCGUGUCGAUGGCGUCGUCGGGGGCGACGCAGGCGGAGCUGAUGACGGUCACCAUGGUGAAGGGGGCGGACGGCUUCGGGUUCACCAUCGCGGACAGCCCCACGGGGCAGCGGGUGAAGCAGGUGCUGGAGCCGCAGGGCUGCCCGGGGCUGUGCGAGGGAGACCUGAUCCUGGAGAUCAACCAGCAGAGCGCCCAGGGCCUCAGCCACACCCAGGUGGUGGACCUGCUGAAGGACUGCGCCGUGGGGGCGGAGACUGCGCUGCUCAUACAGAGGGGCGGGGCGGGUCAGUUUUCACCCUGGAAGACCCCUAAACAGGUGCUGGAGCAGUGGGACCUGCAGGGCAGUCCCCAGACCAGCCUGUCGGCCCCCGUCCUGCCCCACAGCGCCCCCUACCCUGCGCACCUCCUCCACCGAGCUUCGGUGCCAGACUCCGCUGAAGGCUUUGACCUGAGCAAGCCCGACCCCUACGACCUGUACGAGAAAUCCAGGGCCAUCUACGAGAGCAGGCAACCUGGCCCACUAAACACUGCCGCUGGAAUUGCUGCUUCAGGGCUGGAGUACCAGGAGCUGGAGGUGCACCUGAAGCGGCAGAAGUCCGGGUUUGGGUUUCGGAUCCUUGGGGGUGAUGAGGCGGGCCUCCCUGUGAGUCUGGAGACUUGUGACAAGAUCCUGAUUGGGGCGAUCAUCGAGAACAGUCCCGCGGACCGGGACGGGCGUCUGAAGCCGGGGGACGAGCUGGUGUCCGUGGACAGGAUACCCGUGGCGGGACAGACGCACAGAUACGUCAUCGACCUGAUGCACGCCGCCGCCCGCAACGGUCAGGUGACCAUGACCGUGAGGAGGAGGGUCCAGUCUGCAGGUGAAGUGUGUCCAGAAAAUGGGCGGAGCCCCGGCGCGUUGUCGACGCAACACAGCUCGCCGAGGAGCGAAUUCGCAACGGCCACGUUUCCCAGCAGCGCCAGCGGUGCCCCUCCCCCGGCCCCCAGCUCCUCCCCCCCGGAUCGGUUUCCUUCCCACAGCUUGCAGACCAGUGAUGUCAUCAUCCACCGGAAAGAGAACGAGGGUUUUGGAUUCGUCAUAAUCAGCUCACUGAACCGACCAGAGACCAGCGCCACUAUCACUGUGCCCCAUAAGAUCGGCCGCAUCAUCGAGGGCAGCCCGGCCGAUCGCUGUGGGAAGCUGAAGGUGGGGGACCGCAUCCUGGCGGUGAACAGCCAGUCCAUCAUCAGCAUGCCGCACGCCGACAUCGUCAAGCUCAUCAAGGACGCGGGGCUCAGCGUCACCCUGCACAUCGUCCAGCAGGAAGAGCUGCACAGCCCUCCCUCAGCACCCAGCUCUGAAAAGCAAAGCCCCAUGGCCCAGCAUCACAGUCCUGUAACCCAGCCGAGUCCUGUAGCACAGCCCAGCAUAGUGACCCAAACCAGCACGGUCACCCAACCCAGCAUGGUGACUCAACCCAGCAUAAUGACCCAACCCAGCACAGUGAGCCAACCCAGUGCGGUCACCCAACCCAGCACGGUGACCCAACCCAGCAUGGUCACCCAACCCAGCACGAUGACCCAACCCAGCACAUUGACCCAGCAAAGCCCUGUUACCCAGGUCCCAACAGGCCCCGCCCCUGGUUCUGCCCCUGGCUCUGCCCCGCCUCCCCAGAUCUACGCCCACGACAGCAGGUCCGAGGUGAAAGCCAGGCAGGACGUGAAGCCAGACAUCCGACAGCCGCCAUUCACCGAUUACCGACAGCCUCCGGUGGACUACAGACACCCUCCUGUGGCGGAUUACCGUCAGCCCCCACCAGUAUAG
Messenger RNA from Anguilla rostrata (American eel), 3321 nucleotides. RefSeq names its product membrane-associated guanylate kinase, WW and PDZ domain-containing protein 2-like. Gene Ontology annotation, biological process: signal transduction; receptor clustering. Gene Ontology annotation, cellular component: cell-cell junction; cytoplasm; dendrite. The record is from RefSeq and is a predicted model, not a curated record. The coding region runs from base 1 to 3321 and encodes 1106 amino acids. NCBI's taxonomy places the organism in Eukaryota, Metazoa, Chordata, Actinopteri, Anguilliformes, Anguillidae. Gene Ontology annotation, molecular function: SMAD binding; signaling receptor complex adaptor activity; type II activin receptor binding. The transcript is spliced from 20 exons.